Marmota monax (woodchuck) is the source of this 1104-nucleotide messenger RNA. It is a transcript of the gene Inafm1, whose product is annotated as InaF motif containing 1. The transcript has a single exon. Lineage: Eukaryota; Metazoa; Chordata; Mammalia; Rodentia; Sciuridae. The coding region runs from base 360 to 773 and encodes 137 amino acids. The record is from RefSeq and is a predicted model, not a curated record.
UGGUCGGGGUGGGGGCGGGCGGAGAGCCAGGGUUGGAGGGCCCCGGCCGGCUCGCAGGCGGGGGACCCCGAGUCGUAGCCGGGACAGUCUGAAGGAGGGCAGAGGCGAGGGUGGGCCCGGACGAGAGCACGAGGCGAGGCUUGAGCUUGAGAGGCGGGUGGAAGGCGCGCGGGAGUCCGGAGCCUGCGGGGACAGGUGACCGGGUUAGGACUCAGGAGCAGCGGAGGACUUGGGACGGGCUAGCGUGAGGGGCGGAGGCGGUGGAGGCCCGCCGCGCGGAGGCGGGCGGUCGCUGACGCGGGGCGGUGCGCGGGGGCGGGGCCUGGCGGGCUGUGGCGUGGGGCGGGCGGGCCGCGGCGAUGCGGGGCACGAGCUGCGUGGGCGGCGGCGGCGAGAGCCCCGGCGGCGCUGGGCUGAGUGAGGGCCCGCGAGGCCGCUGGCUGCGCCUGGCCCCCGUCUGUGCCUACUUUCUCUGCGUCUCGCUGGCCGCGGUGCUGCUCGCCGUGUACUACGGGCUCAUCUGGGUCCCCACGCGGCCCCCCGCCGCCCCCGCCGCCCCGCCGCCCAGCGCGCCGUCCCCGCCGUGUGCUGCCCGCUCGGGCGCGCCGCCUGUCCCGGUGCCUGCCGCCGCCUCAGUGUCCUGCCUCCCGGGCGCCCCGGGCGGGCCGCGACCCCAGCACGAACUGCCGCGGAGCCGCCGCCACAGCGACCACCGCCGCCGCCUGACGCCGGGAGAGACGCCCGAGGCCAUGGGGGGGCGAGGGCCAGGGUAGCCGCCCCUUCCACCCCGACCCGAUCGUCGUCAGCCCUCGAGAGCCCCGUGCAGCUCGCCCAGGAUGGAUGCCGUCCCCCGAGGGUCCCGGGCUCUCGGUGACCUCGCCUAGCGCCUUCGGAGCCGUCAUCCUGAAGAAUGGGGGGCAGCGGGUGCGAGCUCCGGCCUCGCCCUGUGCAGCUCUCCUGCCGCCAGGCCGGUUCUCCUCCAGCCGGCAGGCCCCCUCCGACCUCCCCUCCUGGCCUCCCCCGUGGGAUUCUGAGCACAGAGCCCACAGCCCACCCCGCUUCUCCCCGGAUCCUCGUGCCCGGCUCCAAUAAACUCUAGCCCUA